This is a messenger RNA of Acytostelium subglobosum LB1, 579 nucleotides long. RefSeq lists its product as hypothetical. Gene Ontology annotation, cellular component: nucleus. The coding region runs from base 1 to 579 and encodes 192 amino acids. Gene Ontology annotation, molecular function: ubiquitin conjugating enzyme activity. The transcript is spliced from 5 exons. Gene Ontology annotation, biological process: protein polyubiquitination; ubiquitin-dependent protein catabolic process. The record is from RefSeq and is a predicted model, not a curated record. Lineage: Eukaryota; Evosea; Eumycetozoa; Acytosteliales; Acytosteliaceae.
AUGUCGUCGCCCAAUAGAAGAAGAGACUUGGAUUUGACCAAGCUGAUGAUGAGUAACUACGAGGUUACCAUGUCACCUGAUUCAAUGGCAGAGUUCACAGUCACUUUCAAUGGUCCUAAAGACAGUCCAUACUUUGGUGGAACGUGGAAGGUACGAGUUGAACUACCUCCAAAUUAUCCUUACAAGUCACCUUCAAUAGGUUUCCUGAACAAGAUAUAUCAUCCAAACGUUGACUUGGCCUCUGGGUCAGUAUGUUUAGAUGUUAUCAAUCAGACAUGGAGUCCAAUGUUCGACCUGAUCAAUAUAUUCGAAGUAUUCCUUCCCCAGCUGUUAUUAUAUCCGAAUCCUACCGAUCCUUUGAAUGGAGAGGCUGCCUCCAUGCUCCUAAAGGAGCCAGAGAAGUUUAAGCUGAAGGUUAAAGAGUUUGUAAAUAAGUAUGCAACAAAGAAUGCAGAGCAAGAGGAUAGUGAAUCAGAGAGCGAUCUAAGUUCAUACACAGAUGACUCUGAUGUUAAUCUUGACGACAGUGACAAGGAUGACGAUGGCGACUCAAAGACAAAGUUCUCAAUCGAUCUAUAG